Molecule: messenger RNA, 3501 nt
Organism: Plasmodium falciparum 3D7
Lineage: Eukaryota; Apicomplexa; Aconoidasida; Haemosporida; Plasmodiidae
Source: RefSeq, a predicted model, not a curated record
AUGACGAAGCAAGUUCUGUUGUGUCUUUUGCACGAUGCAAAAAAUAAUAUAAAAAAUGAAAUAUCCCAAUUGAAUGAUGACAUAGAAUAUUUGAAAGAAACUAUAGAGAUAAAAAAGAAUAAUAGGAUAAUUAAUUCAGUGAAUAAAAGAUUUGAUGGGAGAAAAGAAAAACAAUAUGAAGAAUUAAAAAAAUUUAUAUCGGCAUAUUUAAUUUAUUUGUUACAAAAUGGAAAUAUUGAUGAUGAAAAAAUGAAUGUUGAUGAUGAAAAAAUGAGUGUUGAUGAUGGUAUGGAUGAACAAAAAAAGGAAGCUCAUUUAUACUUAGAUAAAACAAUUCAAGGAAUAAACUCCGAAAAGAUUAAUCAUACAUAUUUUGAUGAAGAGGAAAAAAACAUAGAAGUAUUAAAAAGUAUGUGUAAUAAGAGAUAUAUAUUGAAAAACAUAUUAAAUUUAAUAAAAUUAUGUAAUGUAAAAGAUUUUAAUUUUGAAGAAUCCAAAAAUAUGUUUAGUGAUAUAAUGUAUAAAUUAAAAAAUAUAAGUGAAUAUAUUACAAAAGAUACAAGACAAAACAAUGUUAUAUUAUCAAAUGGAAUAGGACAUGAUAUGAAUGAUUUAAUUCAACAUAAAAUUAUAAAGAAUAAUUAUAUGAAUAAACAGAAUGAGGAAGUAAGCACAUCCAUAUAUAAUUUUGAUUAUUCUAAAAAUCAAUCGGAUGAAGAAUCAUACAUUUCAUCUACAGCCCCGUCGUUAAAUUGGUGCAUGGAUAUUCAUAAUAAUGAUAAAAAAUUCAUUUUAAAUAAUGAUAAUAUAUUUAUACAAGGAAAUAAUAAUAGUACAUCCGAAAAUGAGGGAAAUCAUUUGGUACACUCUUUAAAAAAGGAAGGAGAAUUUUUUUCUUUUAAUAACACUACUAAACAUGAAUCUCUGAAUAAAUUUUUUUUAAAUAAAAAAUUGGGAAAGGAAAUAAAUUAUUUUGAUAAAUUAAACAAAGUUUUGGAUUUAGCACAUGAUAAUAGUUAUAAUAAAUGUAACUUGAUUGAAGAACAGCAUUGUGUGGAUAAGAAAGGAUUGGAUACUUUAAUAAUGUUUGACAAAAAGGAGAAAAAAAAAAAUAAUGAUAUUAUUAAAAAUGGAAAGGGUACCAAUAAUACUGUUUUGAUAAACACAAUGGUAGGUGGCAAUGUAAAGGGGCUGGUACCUUUAAAAAAAUUUAUGGGCUCUAAAAGAUUUCCCCCUACUAAAAGGUUUACAAAUAAUAAUAACAACAAUGAUAAUAAUAAUAAUAAUAAUAAUAAUAACAAUAGUGAUGGUCAUUAUGAUGACCAUUAUGAUGACCAUUAUGAUGACCAUUGUGAUGAUUUUAAAGAAGGAGACCGAGAUCAGUCGUCCUCCUCGGAGCACUCAAGUAUUAACACGGAGAAAAAGAAAAAGGAUAAUGAUAACACAAAACAAAUUAAGUACCUUUUUCACAUUAACAACAAAGGUAAAGGAUUUUUUCGAAUUAAGAAGAAGGGAAAUAAAUCGGCAAGAAAUUGUUUAUGCGAUGUAGUAAUUACAUAUGAAGGAACAAACCAUAUAAGUGAUGAUAAACAAGAUAAUGAAAAGAAGGAUACCAAAUUAAAAAGAAAAAAAAAAAAAGUCGUUUUCUUUUCCUUUUUAAAAAAGGGCAAAUCUAUUUAUCAUAUAAAUAGCUUAAAUAUUAAUGAUAAUUAUGAUCAUAUUUUAAAAGAUGCUGUUUAUUAUAAUAAUGGGAAUUAUAUAAAAGGGGAAUGUGUGUGGGGGGAAAAAAAAAAAAAAAAAAAAAAUAAUAACAAUAAUAAUAAUAAUAAUAAUAUUAUAUCACAAAAUGUGGAACGUUUAAAUGAUGAGAACUUAAUAAAGAAAUAUUCAUUAGGAACCUUAACAAAUUAUAUUAAUGAAAAAGAUACAAAAAAAAAAAAAAAAAAGCAGGAAGGAAAUUGCUCCAUAUCUUAUAAUAACAUACAAUUUGUGGAAACUAAUAGACUAAGGGCUUUGUACAUUCAACUAUUACAUAAACAACAUAAUUUAUUUCGAGAUCGUAAUUUUUAUAAAUGUGAAUUGGAAAAAUUGAAAGAGGAUAUAAAGAACAAUAACGAGCCGUAUGCGGAAUUUAUUAAAGAAGAGAAAAAAAAAUUUAUUGAAAGAGAAAAAGAAAUAUAUAAAAAAGAAAAGAGGAUUUUGAAAAGGAUGAAUCAAUUAAAAAAAAAGAUGGUUAUGUUAAACGGAGAAUUAGAAUUAACAAAAAAUUUAUUAAAGAAGGAAACCGAUUUAAAUAAACAAUUAACUAUUAUGUUAGAAGAAAAUAAGGAUGUUUUAUUAAAUAAUCAAACUCAAAUAAAAAAUUUAAAUAAUGAAUGUAACAAAUUGAAAGAAACGAACUUAAUGGAAAAAAAAGAAAAUGAAAAGUUAAAAGAUGAAAUUAAUGAAAGAUUAAAUAAUAUUAAAAAAGUAAAUGAGGAAUUAACACAUUUGAAGGAAGAUCAAUCUUUUGAAAACUUCAGAAAAUUGAUUUUACAGAAAAUCGGUAAAACAAAUGGAGAUAUAAAAUAUCUAGCUGAAUUAUUAGAAUCGUUAACAAAAGAAUUAGAAAAUAAAAAAAAAGAACAAGUGUCCAAUUCUCAGCAAAUGUUAAAGAUGCAAGAAAAUUUUAAAAGAAAUGAAGAACUCUUAAAUAAAUCAAACAAAGAAUUGAAGAGAGAAAAGAAGAGGGAAAAGAAAAUGAUCGAGAGGAUAGUUUAUUUGACUGAACAAAAUAAUAAUUUGAAGGAAACUAUCAAUGUUUUAAAAUCGAAAGGAGAAAAAAAAAAUAAAAAAGAUAAAAAGGAUAAAAAAAAUGAAAAAGAUAAAAAGGAUAAAAAAAAUGAAAAAAAUGAAAAAAAUGAAAAAAAUAAAAAAAAUUAUGAUAGUUAUGAUAAUUGUGAUAAUUAUGAUAAUUGUGAUAAUUAUGAUAGUUAUGAUAAUUAUGAAAAGGGAGAAAAGAAAGAGGAUACGUAUUAUAGGUUGGUCGACCCAUGGAGUACCACCACAAAAAUGAAAAAUAUGAAAAAAAAAGGAAAUAAGACGAAUAGGGAUGAUAUGAAUAAUAAUGUGAGAAAUAAUGAGAAAUAUAUAGGACAAGAUCAUAUAAUGAUUGGAAUUAAUCAAAAUGACAAAAUUAAGAAAAAGGAAAAUGGAUACUUUGUAAAUUACCACAGAGGAGAAGAUUUAUGUGAAGGGGGGGAUAAUUUAUUUAUUAUAAAUCAAGAAGAUGGUAGUUCUAACGGUUUAGAACAUAUUGAACAAUUUUUAAGAGAAAACAAAAGAAAGGAAAGUAAUAAAAACAUGAAGAGGCAGAGUGUUACAAUAUAUUCAGAUGAUGAAGAUUCUCAUAUGUCAUAUAAUAAUGAUACAAAAAGGGAAAAUUCGAUAGGGGAUAUAUAUAGUAGUAUGGAGUUUAUAAAUAAUUACGAGACCAUAUGGAAGAAAAAUAUAAUUCUAUAA